AAGCAACAUAAUAAAUGCCAAUGGACAUAGUGGCUUGCAUUUCUCCCACAGCCGUCUAACUCUAUUCUUUCUUUGUCUUAAUCUCUAAUUUUGUCACUUAAUUUUGUGACUUAAUAUACAGAUUAAGACUCUGUCAAUGGAAUUAUAUGAAACAAUAUGUAACAAUCAAAGAAGAAACUUUUUUUAUAAAAAUAAAUAAAAAAUAAAAGAUAUUGCUGUCUUGUAAUCCUGGUUGUCUCCUAACUAAUGUGAAUAGUCUUUCAUCUCUAUAACUCCUUCCCAAUUCUCUUUCCUUCCUUCAUUUUUGGCUUUCCAAGCAAUUUUGUUUACAGGAUUUUUUUUGCAUUAUGAGUGUACAAGCAAUGGCUAUGACUGAUACCAUGUCUGCACCUCUUGCACAACCCCUUAAACCAGGGCUUGAGAAAGUUGAACUUGAGAACAUUGAUGAUGAUAAGAAAACAAAGAUGGGUUCCUUCAAGAAGGCGGCUUUUAGCGUCUCGAGCAGGUUUAGGAAUUCGCUAACGAAGAGAGGCAGAAGAAACAGCCGAGUCAUGUCUGUCGCUUUUGAAGAUGAACAUGAUGCAGAGGAAAUGCAGGCUGUAGAUGCAUUUCGUCAGGCUCUCAUCUUAGAUGAAUUACUGCCUUCUAAGCAUGAUGAUUAUCACAUGCUUCUUAGAUUUUUGAAGGCUAGGAAGUUUGAUAUUGAGAAAUCCAAGCAAAUGUGGUUUGACAUGCUUCAAUGGAGGAAGGAGUUUGGUGCUGACUCAAUCAUGGAGGAUUUCGAGUUCAAGGAAGUUGAAGAAGUUAAAAAAUACUAUCCACAAGGACACCAUGGUGUUGACAAGGAAGGAAAACCUGUGUACAUUGAAAAGUUGGGUCAGGUUGAUCCAAACAAGCUGAUGCAAGUUACCUCGAUGGAUCGAUACGUUAAGUAUCAUGUUCAAGAGUUCGAGAGAACGUUUAUCGACAAGUUUCCGGCUUGUUCCAUUGCUGCUAAGAGACACAUUGAUCAAAGCACCACUAUUUUGGAUGUUCAAGGAGUGGGACUAAAGAACUUUAACAAGGCAGCAAGGGAACUUAUCCAGCGCCUUCAGAAAAUAGAUGGUGACAACUACCCUGAGACCUUGUGUAGGAUGUACAUCAUCAAUGCAGGAUCUGGCUUCAGGCUAUUGUGGAGCACUGUUAAGUCUUUCCUUGAUCCCAAGACCACUCAGAAAAUUCAUGUCUUGGGCAACAAGUACCAAAACAAGCUGCUUGAGAUCAUUGAUGCAAGUGAAUUACCAGAGUUUUUGGGUGGUACCUGCACUUGUGCUGAUAAAGGUGGCUGCAUGAAUUCUGACAAAGGACCAUGGAAUGAUCCUGAGAUAAUGAAGAUGGUUCGUAAUGGCGAGGCCAAAUGUGCCACAAGGGGUCCCUUCCCUGUAAUUGAUGAGAAAACCAUAGGUGAAGAUGAGAUGGCAAAACCGAAGGCGUUCGAGCCCGAGGAUUAUCAAUUUUAUGCUGUCAAAGAAUACAAAGAUGUACCAAGUACCUUCCAGUAUGACAACUUCAUCCCUAUGGUAGAUAAGGACAUGGAUAAAAUGUGGAUCAAACCUGUUCAAAAUAAUACAGAUUUGUCCAAAGGGUGUUUCCCAUUAAAAAACAGUUUCAAGGGUUCUAAUCAGAAACUCAACAACCCUCUUAUGACCGGUCUCAUGUCCGUUGUGAUGGGUAUUGUAACGAUGAUCAGAUUGACUCGAAACGUGCCCAAGAAACUCACUGAUGCAACCUUAUAUUCCACCCCAUCUUAUUGUGAUGACUCCUCCGCCAACUCGCACAAAUUGCCAGAACAUGUGAUCUCCGAGGAAGAGUAUUUUUCGAUGAUGAAGCGCAUGGGAGAAUUGGAAGGAAAGGUGAUUGCUCUUAGCGCAAAACCAGCAACCAUGCCCCCCGAGAAAGAGGAAAUGCUCAACGAUGCACUGAACCGCGUAGAUGUGCUUGAGCAACAACUCUCUUCAACCAAGAAGCUUCUCGAAGAGGCAAUGCAAAGACAGGAGGAGCUUCUAGCAUUCAUCGAAAAGAAGAAGAAAAAGAAGAAGAUGUUCCUGUUUUAAGUGCAGAUCAUUUCAUCCGGUCAGAGAUAGUAGGCGACUAGGCGUGAGAUGUCUGUGUACUGCUUGCUGUAAUGUAAGGCGGAAAAGUCUCUAACAUGGUGGCGGUUGUGAGUUUUAGCCCUCGCUAUCCCCCCCUCGAGGCCACAAAGAUUGUUAAUCUGUAUAUUACUACUACUACCACCACCGCAUUUUUUUUUUUUUUUUUUUUUUGUGUCAUUCUUCUAAUUGUAUUGCGAAAACUAUGUAAAUCCUAUGAACAAAACUGAAACCUCAGUCUACCAUUGAUGUCAGUGAGAGUAUGCACCAUUGUGUUUUGUGACAAAAAUUGAAUGAGAUGACCUGUGAACUGUGAAGCUUCUCCUA
Messenger RNA from Amaranthus tricolor (Joseph's coat), 2456 nucleotides. Its product is annotated as phosphatidylinositol/phosphatidylcholine transfer protein SFH12-like. The record is from RefSeq and is a predicted model, not a curated record. The transcript has 15 exons. NCBI's taxonomy places the organism in Eukaryota, Viridiplantae, Streptophyta, Magnoliopsida, Caryophyllales, Amaranthaceae. Bases 348 to 2093 code for a protein of 581 amino acids.